AGAGAGAGUGAGUGGCUGUGUGUGUGUGUGUGUGUGUGUGAGAGGGAUGAUCAUGGCCGCUCAAGUAGCAGCAGCUCCGGCCAACAGUAACAACAACAACGGCUCCAGUGGAGGCGGCGGCAGCCCCGGCGGCUCCAGCAGCGGCAGCCUGAGCGGCCGCGAAUCCGACAUCAACAACGGCAGCAAGUCGGUGGCGAUGGCGGCGGCUUCUUCUUCCCCUCCUUCCUCAGCAGCGGCGGCGGGUCUGGGACUCGCACUGAGCGGCGGCGAAGGGCUGACACUCAACAGCGUUGAUCACCCUCGCCUUCCCCUCCGCCAUCAUCACCAUCAUCAUCACCAGCCGCCGCCGCCGGGACAGGGAGAGCCCGGGAUGAUGGGACACUCGGCGGUUCCCGGCGACAACAAUAACAACAACAACGGCGGCGGAGGAGGUGGAGGCGGCGGCGGCUCCUCGUCGUCGGCCUCGUCCAACAACAGCGACCCCGACCCCGAGCUGCCGCCUCACAAAGACACCGCCUCGGCCUCGCCUUCUGCCGGAUCCAACUCGUCGCCUUCUUCCUCCUCCUCCUCCUCCUGCUCCGGGGCAGUGAUGGCGGCCCCAGAGCCGGGUCUGAUGAUCCCCAAUCAUCACAAGCUAAAGCCGGCGGCGGGUGACCUGCAGCUGCUGCCGCCUCCCCCCCAUCACCAGGGAGAAGGAGAGGGAGGCGGCGGAGCGGACAGUCAACAUGGAGGCGGCGGCGGCAAAGACAGUGGCGGCGGGUUGUUAGCGGCCGACGGUCAAGGCAACAACAACAGCGGCGGCGGCGGCGGGGGCAAGACCGACGAGGAGCUGCUCAAAAUGGGCGACCAGAGAUACGAGCACCCGGCGGCGGCUACUCCGGGCCAAGGCCAGGGCCAAAGCCUGGGCCUAGCGCCGGGAUUGGCCGACUAUAACUACUACCGAGCGGGCAGUGCAGGAGCAGGAGGCCCCGGCCCCGGGCCUUAUUUCGAUCAACAUGGCGGACAACAAAGCCCCGGACUCGGCCUUCACCCGUCCCCUGGCCCGGCUCAGGCUCAGGCCUCGGGUCAGGAGUUACAGGCCGGCGGUGUUAGUGUCAGCCCCAGCCCGCUACACAACUCCCACGACGGCUACUCGAGCAACAACAGCUACAACCACCAUUACUCGGCCUACAGGCCGACCUACAGCAGCGGGCCCGCCGCCUACAGCAUGCUCAGCUCUCCCCGGGCCAACAGCAGCCCCGGCCUCCACCACCACCCGCACCAUCACCACCCUCACCUGGGCAACAAGCAGCAGCCGCUACAGCCCGCGGCCGCCUUCCAGCGCUUCUCGCUGCAGAACCAGCACUCGGGGGGAGCCACGCCGACCCUCAACCAACUGCUCACCUCCCCCAGCCCCGCCAUGAGGGGCUACGGCUUCCCGGACUACGGCAGCGCCGCCGCCGCUGCUGCGGGGGCUUCUCAGGCCUCGCUGAAAGUUAGCAGCGGCGGCGGCAGCAGCGACAUCAUGGCCAGUCAGUAUGGAGUAGCGAGUAGCCAGGGCUGGGGAUCGGCGGCGGGAGGACAACCAGGCCGGAGCCCCCACCCCGCCAUGAGCCCAGGCAGCACGGCACAGCCUCUGGGCAGAGCGCAGGCCAAUCCAAUGGAACAGAUGGGUAUGAAGAGAUAUGGGAUGAGCAACAAUCCUUAUUCACAGCAGCAACAGAGCGGACCCUAUCCUGGGCAGCCAUAUGGGCCUUCGACAGCACAGCGGUACCCAAUGGGUAUGCAGGCCAGGACCCAAAGCAGCAUGGCAGCAAUGCAGUAUCCACAGCAACAGCAGAUGCCCCCACAGUACACUCAGCAAGGUAUGAGUGGCUACUGCCAACAGGGACAGCAGCCUUAUUACAACCAGCAACAGCAGCAGCAGCCGCCUCCCUAUAUACAACAGAGAUACCAAUCCCAACAGGAUAUGUCUCAGGAAGGUUAUGGAGCCCGCACUGCACCACCAUUGACACCUAGCAAACCCAACCAUGAAGACAUGAGCCUUUUACAACAGGAGCGACCUUCCAGCUUACCUGAUUUGUCAGGAUCCAUUGAUGAUUUGCCAACAGGGACGGAAGGAACAUUAAGUUCUGGAGUUAGUGCGUCAGGAUCCUCAAGUGGCCAAGGAGAACAGAGCAACCCUGCACAAUCUCCCUUCUCCCCUCACGCCUCACCUCAUCUCUCUGGUAUCCGUGGCCCAUCACCCUCUCCUGUUGGCUCUCCUGUUGGGAGUAACCAGUCCAGGUCGGGACCGCUUUCCCCUGCAGGUGUACCAGGCAAUCAGAUGGCACCUCAGCCACCGAGUAACCAGUUAGAUGUCGGCUCCCAUCCUGCCAUGAGUCAAUCCCCUAUGUCACAGGAGCGAGGGUUUAUGUCAAACAUGCAGCGAAACACACAAAUGACACAGUAUGCAUCCCAGCAAACCGUGCCUUCCAUGUCUCCACAUCCUUCGCCAGGAGGUCAGAUACAUCCAGGGAUGGGUCCUUACCAGCAGAGCAACUCCAGCAGCACUUAUGGCUCCCAGAGUGGCCAGUAUGGACCACAAGGAAAUUAUCCCAGACCGCCAAAUUAUGGAGCAGUUCCAAACACCAACUACAGUGGUCCUGGUCCAGGCAUGGGCAACAGCAUGAGUAUGACUGUCAACAACCAGAUGCAUGGGCAGGGCCCAGCUCAGCCUUGCAGUAACAUGACAGUGGGGAGGAUGCCACCGUCAGGGAUGUCCAACUGGCCCUACACAGGCAACAUGACCUCAAAUUCUCCCAACAUGUCACAGCAGCAGCAGAUGGUGGUGGGGGCAGGAAUGGGGCCACCGAUGGGGACUGUGAACCGCAAAGCACAGGAGGCGGCUGCCGCAGUGAUGCAAGCAGCGGCAAACUCAGCCCAAAACAGGCAAGCUGGAUACACUGGUAUGAACCAAAGUGGUAUCAUGGGCUCUAGCUCCCCUUACAGCCAGUCUAUGAACAACAGCUCUGUCCUGAUGAACCCUCAGGCAGCUCCCUACAACAUGGUCAACAGCUCCUCAGCUUCAAUGAGUCUUGGAACAGACAUGAUGACCCAAGGGGAAUCCAAACUGCCUGUAGCUCAAAAAUUGGACAGCAAAGAAGAUGGGCCACCUUCAUCUGAGACCAAGUCUAAGAAGUCAAACUCAUCCACAACCGGUGAGAAGAUUGCCAGGCUGUAUGAUCUGGGGGUUGAGCAGGAUCGCAAGAUAUGGAUUGACCGUUAUCUGUCUUUUAUGGAAGAGAGAGGAACACCGGUUGCCAGCCUACCUGCCGUGGGCAAAAAACCACUGGACCUUUACCGACUCUAUGCCUGUGUGAAGGAAAUCGGUGGUCUGGCACAGGUUAACAAAAACAAAAAAUGGCGUGAGCUGGCGACCACCCUGUGCGUGGGCACGUCCUCGAGCGCAGCUAGCUCUCUGAAGAAGCAGUACAUCCAGUACCUGUUUGCCUUUGAAUGUAAGAUUGAACGUGGAGAGGAGCCACCUCCUGAGAUGUUCACUCCUGCAGAAUCCAAAAAACAGCCCAAGAUCCAACCACCAUCGCCAGCUGGUUCAGGCUCUUUGCAAGGGCCAAUGACUCCACAGUCCACCAACAGCUCAAUGACAGAAGACCUGAAGCCCCCAACACCUGUAUCAGCACCACACGGGCAGAUGACGCAGAUCCAGGGGAACAGGAACAAUGCAAUCAGUGUCCAGGACCCCUUCUCUGAUGUUAGUGACCCAGCCUUCCAGAAGAGGACUUCCAUGACGCCCAACCCACAGUACCAAUCGGGGAUCAACAUGCCGGAAAUGAUGGGAAGGAUGGGGUACGAACCCAAUAAGGACCCAUUCGCUGGGAUGAGAAAAGUGCCUGGGAGUAAUGACCCCUUUAUGCCUCCUGGAGUGAUGCCUAAUAGUGGGAUGCAGGAUCUGUACAACCGUACGCCAUCUGCAGCAAUGGCCAACAUGAGCAUGGGCCAAAGGCAGCAGUACACUUAUGGACCUGGCUAUGAUAGAAGGCCUGAGCAUGGGAUGGGUCCUGAAGGCAGUAUGGGACCUCCAGGAGGUCAGUCUAACGUGGUGCCUUCCAGCAAUGACCCGAGCAUGUACUCACCAAAUCGUUACCCUCCACAACAAAGGCACGAUCCCUAUGGACAGCAGUACCCAGGCCAAGGCCCUCCCUCGGGACAGCCACCAUAUGGAAGUCAUCAGCCUGGAAUGUAUCCUCAGCAGCAGAACUAUAAACGUCCCAUGGAGGGCAUGUACGGUCCUCCACCAAAGCGUCAUGAGAAUGACAUGUACAACAUGCAGUACAGCAGCCAGCAACAGGAAAUGUACAAUCAAUAUGGAAACACCUAUUCUGGACCAGACAGGAGGUCCAUGCAAAGCCAAUACCCAUUGACAUACAACAGAGACAGGAUCCAGGGUCCAGUUUCCAUGCAACAGCAUACAAUACCACCCCAAAUGAUUGGAGGGCCAAUGCAAGCAGCCUCAACCGAAGUGCCACAGCAGGGCAUGUGGCAGUCACGGAAUGAUAUGCCUUACCCUUACCCCAAUAGACAAGGCCCUGGAGCACCUCCGCAAGCAUCACCAUAUACAGGGAUGAAUCGCACUGAUGAGAUGAUCUUACCCGACCAGAGAAUGAAUCAUGAAGGUCAAUGGCCUUCCCACGUGAAUCAGCGCCAGUCUUCAUACAUGUCUCCUUCAGCCUCCAUGCCUCCGAUCACACGACCUCCGCAGUCCUCCUAUCAGACACCUCCUUCGAUGCCAAACCACAUCUCCAGGGCUCCCAGCCCAGCGCCUUUCCAGCGCUCGCUAGAAAAUCGAAUGUCCCCCAACAAGACGCCCUAUAUGUCAUCGAUCAAGAUGCAGAAAGUUGGUCCUCCAGUCCCGGCCUCACACGUUGCUGUUCAACAUCAACCACCACCAAUAAGGCGGGAAAUCACCUUCCCUCCAGGAUCAGUGGAGGCAACGCCGCCAAUGUUAAAACCCAGACGAAAACUUACCUCAAAAGACACUGGAGCCCCAGAGGCCUGGCGUGUUAUGAUGUCCCUCAAAUCUGGUCUUCUGGCUGAAAGCACUUGGGCUCUGGACACCAUCAACAUCUUACUGUACGAUGACAGCACUGUAGCCACAUUUAACCUCUCUCAGUUGUCAGGGUUCUUGGAGCUUUUGGUGGAGUAUUUCAGAAGAUGCUUGAUAGAAAUAUUUGGAAUAUUAAAGGAAUACGAGGUUGGGGAUCCACGUCAGAAAGCUCUCCUGGAUCCAGAUGCAUUUCAGAAGGAUGAUGACAGCCUUAGUGAGGACGAGAUGGGGAAAGAGGAGGAAGAGGACGAUAUUGAUGAUGAAGAUGAGGACGAGGAGGAGGGAGACGGCAGAUCAUUGAGCGAGGAGAACCGAGUCGCCUUUGCAACGAGCGUUGCACAAUCCGGUGACGAAAAGCCAAAACAAGCCAGUAAAUUUGACCGGCUUCCAUUGAAGAUCAUGAAGAAGAAGGAUCUCUUUGUGGUUGACCGCUCGAGUAAGCUUGGCCGCGUUCAACAGUUUGACAGUGGACUGCUUCACUGGCAAAUCGGUGGGGGUGACACAACAGAGCACAUCCAAACCCAUUUUGAGAGCAAGAUGGAAUUGCCGUCACGCAAGAGAGCUGUAGGGUGUUCAAAUCCUCCAAACAAAGAGAGGAAAACCAGGGAACAUGGGGACAAGGAAACGGUGAAUGCAGAAGAGCAGAGAGAGAAGAGUAUAACAGCGACUAUAGAUGAUGUAUUGUCAGCUCGUCAGGGAGCCUUGUCAGAAGAGCAUUCCAACGACUCAGCUCCCGUCACAGAAGGCAGUAAUUUCCCCUUUCGCAUCCACCAAGCAAAAAACCACAAAAAUAUAAAAUUAUUGGAGGAUGAGCCUUGCAGCCGUGACGAGACGCCGUUGUGCUCGAUCUCUGGUUGGCAGGACUCCUUGGCAAAGCGCUGUAUCUGUGUGUCAAAUAUAGUUCGUAGCUUGUCUUUCGUGCCUGGCAAUGAUGCUGAGAUGUCCAAGCACUCGGGCCUCAUACUGAUCCUGGGAAAGCUGAUCUUGCUUCAUCACACACAUCCGGAGAGGAAACGGGCACCACAGACGUAUGAGAAGGAGGAGGAGGAGGACGAUGGAGUGGCCUGCAACAAGGAUGAAUGGUGGUGGGACUGCCUUGAGGUUUUACGAGAGAACACCUUAGUUACGUUAGCCAACAUUUCUGGGCAGCUAGACCUGUCUAUAUACCCAGAGAGCAUUUGUUUGCCAAUUUUGGAUGGUUUGCUACACUGGAUGGUAUGUCCCUCUGCAGAAGCCCAGGAUACUUUCCCAACAGUGGGACUUAAUUCAUUCCUCUCACCGCAGAGACUUGUGUUGGAGACCUUGUGUAAACUCAGCAUCCAGGACAAUAAUGUGGAUCUCAUCUUGGCUACCGCCCCUUUCAGCCGUCAGGAGAAAUUGUACGCUACUCUGGUUAGAUACGUGGGAGAUCGGAGAAUCUCAGUCUGCCGAGAGAUGUCAGUGGCUCUGUUGUCAAACCUUGCCCAGGGGGACACGUUAGUGGCGAGGGCUGUUUCUGUGCAAAAGGGAAGCAUCAGCAACCUGAUAAGUUUCCUUGAGGAUGGCCUCACAGUGGCCCAGCUUCAGCACAGUCAGCCAAACCUGAUGCACAUGCAGCCCAUUGAGCCAACAAGCGUGGACAUGAUGUGUAGGGCAGCCAAGGCCCUGCUGGCUAUGGCUAGAGUAGAAGAGAACCACUCGGAAUUUGUUUUAUACGAGGGCCGCUUGCUAGAUAUCUCAAUAUCAUCUGUUCUGAACUCUAUGGUUGCAUCAGUCAUUUGUGAUGUUCUGUUCAUGAUUGGUCAGUUAUGACAGAAGUGGGAAGCCAAGCAUGUAUGAGAGGAGACAAAGAAGUUACAUUCGAUUGGCUAUUUCUGUUCUUUAUUUAUCCAACAACAACAAAAAAUAAUCUUUGCUCCUCUGCCUCAUUUACUAAGGAAAUUGGGCAUUUAAAAACACAAAACAAAUUUAAUCUGGACAAAUAUAAGAUGGAAAUAAAUAUUUGCUGUCUAUGUGUGUAAGUACUUUUUAAUUUUUUUUAACCAAAGUUGCUGUCCAGUACAUCCGACGGAUUUACCUUGAUCCCGACAUUCUUUCCCUUCGGGGGUGUUUCUUUCAUGUUUGUAUGAUAUUUUUGGAAGCAAAAAAAAAGGUGAAUAUUGAAAACGUGGCAAAACAUUGUACAAUUAUGCUUUACCACUUAAAAAAUAGAAAAAGGAAAAAAAAGCACUGAAAUAAUUUUGAAAUAUGUACACACCACACACAGAAAGCAAGCGCUGUGCAAUAGAAUUUAGUGAUCUAGGUGUAGGGGAUCAACAGAGGUGUGCAUAGUCCACUGUAAAUCAAUUGAUUUCUACACAGAAGAAAUUAAGAUGCAUUAGUCUAGCAGCAAAUGAACUGUUGACUCGGGUUGGGUGGGGGGAGGGAGGGAGAGAGAGAGUGAAGAACAUUAAUUACUUCCUCAUAAUACUGUCAGAUUCAUACCUUCCUUGACCUUCCACAGUAUGGCAGUUCCUCAACCGUCUUUUAAUUCACUCAGUUUAUCUUUUGGUAUUGUUUCCCUACAGCCCAAGAGCUGUACUGUAUAUAGAAGUUGUACAUUGCACAUACCCUCAGAUUUUUUUUUGUUUCUUUCUUUUAGAAUGAGGUUUACAGGUUUUUUUUCCAUGAUGUGGUAAGGUUAAUUAAAAAAAACAAAAGUGGUAGAUUUAAANUUUUUUUAUUAUUAUAUUUUUUGGCCAUAUUUCCUACGAGGGUGAUGUACAAGUUUCUGUAUGUAUAAAGUCAUGCUCUAUUUCACGGAGAGCAGCUGAGCACAUUUUGCUUCAUAAUCAAGGUGUGGAAAAAGGUUUAAGUUCCGAUGAUGAGCAGAAAUUUCAAAAAAAAUUAAUGAAGAAACACAAUUUCAGAAAUUUUUCAGUGAUGCGAUCAGCAUAUUUGUAUUUCAGAUAAUGUAGUUAAAAAAAACUUGAUGUAAAUUCCUCCUUUUCCUCUGGCUUAAUGAAUAUCAUUUAUUCAGUAUAAAAUCUUUAUACUAUAUGUUCCACAUGUUAAGAAUAAAUGUACAUUAAAUCUUGUUAAGUGCUGUGAUGAUUGUUCCUGAAUAAUUUUUUUUAAAUGGUUUUUAGCUGGGAUUGGAUCUGAUUAGGAGAGAUUAUAACUGUACAUUGUAGAAACCAAUAAUGAGCAGUGACUUGGAUUCCACCUUCACUUCUGUCACUCCUGUUUGUGCCUGGUAAUGGGGGUUACUGAGUUCACUGAGUAAACUGGGAUCUACAGUUUGAUGGCUGAUAAUAAAUAGCGCUAACCACAAAAUGCAGGUCUUAAACCCAGUCCACAUAGAGUA
Molecule: messenger RNA, 8411 nt
Organism: Callorhinchus milii (elephant shark)
Lineage: Eukaryota; Metazoa; Chordata; Chondrichthyes; Chimaeriformes; Callorhinchidae
Gene: arid1b
Product: AT rich interactive domain 1B (SWI1-like)
Exons: 20
Coding region: 47-6877 (2276 amino acids)
Biological process (GO): positive regulation of DNA-templated transcription; chromatin remodeling; regulation of transcription by RNA polymerase II
Cellular component (GO): brahma complex; nBAF complex; SWI/SNF complex
Molecular function (GO): nucleosome binding; DNA binding
Source: RefSeq, a predicted model, not a curated record